Molecule: messenger RNA, 2733 nt
Organism: Symbiodinium natans
Lineage: Eukaryota; Dinophyceae; Suessiales; Symbiodiniaceae
Source: the annotation of a GenBank genome assembly
AUGGCUGAGGGCAAGCCCCCUUCACGAAGUGAGCUACUGCCGACGGAUGUCCCUGGCGAAUUCUUGGACGCGCUGAUGGUGAGUGACCCGAUAUCCCCAGCGACUCCCGCUCACCAGCUGGCUGUGGUGAACACUGGCGAAUCCUCGGAAGAUUGCGACAGCGAGGACGACUUGGUAGAGUUCUUCGUGCAGCUCGCCGACGGAAAAGGUGGAAAGGUGGAAAGGUGCACCUUCCAAAAACUGGUCUCACGGCUCCUGACGACAAGCUCCUGCCAAGAUGUUCGUCCGCAGAGGUGGCCUACGAGAAGCUUGUUGCCGAAGUUGGUGUUGAUGGCGAAGCAACGUGAUUCAACGACGCCUGGGUUUACGCCGCCACAUACACCGGUGGCAGACGCCGCUUGUUUGGCACCACCUGCAGUCUAUUUGCAAAGCGACGCCCCCUGUCACAUCCAAGCUCGAGGCCUGGCUGCCUGGCAUUCUGUUUCUGUGGCCUGUUGGUCCCCGAGUGUAUGGGCCCCGACGGCCACAUCACGGCCGCCGGCAGUCCGCGCUGCUCGAAGCGUACCGGCACAACAGCAACUGCAGCUGCCCAGUAGUCGGGAGUCAGCUUUUGUUCCCAAGCACUCGCCGACGAUGCCCGACGCUCGCGCGCCGAGGGCGUGGCCGGUGAACGUCCACGAGCUGCCCGACACGGACGCCGCCGGGCUCGCCGUUGAGCCACCGAGCAGUGGCGUGCGCGCCACGACGCCGACACCCGGCAUCCACGGAGCAUCUUUGGCCGCCCUUGACGACAUCGCUGCGGCGGAUCUGCCUUUUGUGCGAUCAGCACUGCGGACAGCGCUGGUGACGGCCUUGAGCCGCUUGCGCGAUUCCACGGGUGCGUGGCAUGGCACCCCCGCUUCGCCAGCUUGGAAGUUGUUUCUCCUCGCCUCGCGAAUGCGCUUGGCGCGUAGAACCCACCGUGGGGCCCAGGGGCGGGACGAGCUUCUGCCGCAAGCAGCUGCGUUCCAGCGUGGUGAGUGGACAGCGCUCCUGGACACCGGCGGACGACAGGUGAAUUACCAGUAUGAAGAGGUCGACCCGCAACUCGAUGAGUGUCAAGCCGGGUUUCGCUGGGGGGCCGAGGAGCAAAUCUACACCUUGGCCGAGACGCUCAGGCUGCGUGCCAGGAAGCGUACCUUCUGUGCUUUCGUGGAUGUACGCAAAGCUUUUGAUGUUGCAUGGAGGGAUGCGGUGUUAGUUAGGCUUGCGGAGACCGGCGUUAGUGGUUCGAUGUGGUCGGUAAUUGCAGACCUCCUUUGUGAAACCACAGCUCGAGUCCGUGUGAAUGGUCUGACUUCGCAGCCUUGGACAGAAACGGCCGGCGUGCGUCAAGGGAGCGUCUUAGGUCCGCUGCUUUUCAACAUCUUGUUCAAUGGUAUUGCCGAUGCUGUGCGUGCAGUAUGUCCGGGCGUUGCGUUGGGCCCUGGCCCAAGCGCCCCUCGCGUGACACUUCUUCUGUACGCUGAUGAUCUGGUAAUCUUGGCAGAUGAUGCAGCGACCUUGCAACGUGCCUUAGAUGCUAUCGGCAACUGGGGCGCACGGUGGCGUUUCUCUUUUGGGAUUGGUCCCGAAAAAACAGCUGUGAUGGUUGUUGGGUCCAGGCUCCUGAACUUCCACUUUUCCUUGCAGGGUUGUGCCGUCCCGUGCGUGCCACACUACACCUACCUGGGUGUUACAUUCGCAGCCUCUCGAAAAUGGCGUCAACAUGAGACUCGGCUCAUAGUUAAAAGUACUCGCCGCUUUUACCAGUUUUUGGGUUGGGCCGAGAAUCGCCAGCUACACACAGGAUUCCGCAAUGCUCUAUUCCAAACCUAUGUUUUGCCUUCCACGCUGUAUGGCACACAGUUCCUUGAUUCAGCGACGAUUGCUCGCUUGGACAAGGUCAUCCGCCAGUGGGGGAGACGUUUGCUGCAAUGGCCCAGUGGUGCACCGGGGGCAGCAGUCCUUGGUGAGCUUGGCUGGGCACCCUUUCUGUUUCAGGUUAAGCGCCUGCAGUUUGGUCUUUUUGGCAGACUUUCUGCCACAAGCACGCGCGACGUCCGCAGAGGCUUGGCAGCACGCGUCUUCAAUUUUGCCCUGAGUCGACCAGGCUCUUGGGCAUAUGAGACCGCCCAGACCUUGCAUCAGGAUGGCGUCAUGUCUCCGGCAUCGUACGGGGUGCUCCCGGGAUCGGGUCUUCGACGUGUCUGGCAGUGGACUAGGCAUCAGGUUGUACAGACCUUGCAGCAACGUGCCCAUGCGAGUUACCGCGCAGAAUUGCUGGCAGUACCUUCGCUGGCCAAUUAUGCGGUCUAUCAGCCUCGAUUGCAUUGCCUGGUCAGCAUACACUCCUCCGGGCUCCCCAUCUCCGCAGUCCGAGAGUGGACCCUGGCCCGGUGUGGCCAUCACCCAUUUACGGAUGGUAGGAGCGCCCGUCAUUCGCACAGGACGGAAUCUCUGUGCCUUUGUGGUGACCAGUGCAACCUGCUUCACGCAAUUCGAGCUUGUCCAUUGCUGGCCUCGCAACGGCGUCACUGGCUCACUCGUCUGGGGUUACAGCGCGUUCCUCAGUUUGGAGAUGAUGAGUUGCUUCGCUGGAUCUUUGACCCCAGCUUGGUUCUGAACAGUCGUUCAUCUGUCAAUGCUCAUGUCCACUAUGUGGCAGCCAUCUGCCAGAUUGCUCGCAACUUGUUGGCGGGCUUGCAGCUAUGA